Molecule: messenger RNA, 3700 nt
Organism: Lottia gigantea (owl limpet)
Lineage: Eukaryota; Metazoa; Mollusca; Gastropoda; Lottiidae
Exons: 10
Coding region: 176-3304 (1042 amino acids)
Source: RefSeq, a predicted model, not a curated record
CAUAAAGAAUAUUAUAAUUCUUAGGACAUUAACGUGACGUUGUUAUAAGCAGAUUGUACAGUGAACCGGAUGGGAUCGGAUAGUUUGUAACUUGGUUUAAUGUGUGUUGGUUACCUCUGUUUGAUUAAAUAUGGCUACGUAAGAUGAUGUAGAAAUUGUCUAAAGGAUAUAAGAAAUGGGGGUUAAUGUCUCAAAAGAACAGAACCGGCCACCAUCCAAGAGUUCACCAUCACCUGCCUCUUCUCUCUCCAACCAGCCUGACGACAAUAACCAAAACCAAAAUGACACAAACAACAUUAAAAAGCAAGCUAAUGGAUCUGCAUCCAAAGAUCCAAAACAAUACAGUAAAGCCCCUCCUCCACCUAGACCACCUGGUAAACUGAAAGAUGAAAUAUUUAAAGUCGAAGAUUAUAAAGAGGUCGAUGAACAUGCUCUCAGUGUCCGACCAAGGCUUCUGAAAGGAACUUUUUUAGAGCUGGUACAAUUCCUGACCGAUAAACCAGAAUGGGAUGAUUUGUCUAAAGUCCGAUGUUUGUUUAUGUGGAUGACUUCAGUGGAUGUAUACAGUUUUGAUAUUGAUGAAGCACCUUCGCAAUCACCUUUGGAAUAUUUCCGAAAAAUCCAGGCCAACACGGGAAAUCAUGCUCAUUUAUUUUCUGGACUAUGUCAAAUGGCAGGGAUCCCAUGUACCAUAAUCAGUGGCAUGAACAAAAGUGCUGCAUAUGAAGUUGGAAAACCUGCUAAUAGGAAAACAAUGGGAGCUCAGUGGAAUGCGGUGUACUGUGCAGGUGAUUGGAGAUUUGUGGACGCCUUUUGGGCAAGUGCUUGUGUCGUUGGAAGGAAGACAGGAGAGUGGUCUCUUGUCGAUUCUGACGGGAAUCCAAUGGAUGAAGAGGAAGAAGAAGACGAAGGAGAGACUCAACAUCGAAUUAACGAAUUUUAUUUUCUCACCGAUCCAGAUAAAUUAAUUUGGACUCAUUUUCCCGACGAGAAAAAGUGGCAGCUUCUUCCUAAACCCGUGUCUCAAAAAGAUUUUGAAGACCAUUGUUACAUCAGGGAAAGGUUUUAUAUAAUGGGAAUGAACUUUAAAGAAGAAGCUUUACGGAAAUGUUUAUUGAAGACACAACAUGGUGAACGGGACGUAAAGUUUACGAUUCCCGCUGAAAACAGUUGUAACUAUAGAUUUAAAUAUAUGUUGUAUCAAUCACGGACCUGUAAGGGUUCCGAAGACAAUGUGAAAGUGUUUCUCGAUAGAUUUGUAUUUUUUGAACAUACUUCUGACUAUGUGCACUUCGAACUCCGCUUUCCUAUUAAGGGUGAUUUCAAAAUGGAUAUAUACGGUCUGGAUUUGAACGAAUCCGACACCUUUGAUUUGUGUUGUACGUAUAUAAUUCACUGUCCUGAAGCUAAAAAGAACUGUAUGCCGUUCCCCGACUGUCCGCCUUUAGGGUGGGGUCCUAUUGGUGAUACCAAGAACGUUGGAUUGAAGCCAAAGACCCACAACAAGGGAAUAGUUGAAUCAAAAGACGGAAAAGUCGAAAUUCGAUUUAAAACCGAGAAAGAAAUUCAGCUUCACCAAACCUUGAAACAUUCAGUGAUAGAUGACGCUACUCUCAGUAACUAUUCUGUUUCACGACAAGAAAACGGCGAGGCUGUUGUAAACCUCCGACUCCCUCAGAAAGGCGAAUAUGCUCUGAAACUGUUUGCCCAAGAUAAUGAUAAUGAAGGAGAAGCACCCAAUGUUUGUAAUUAUUUGAUCCGAGUGGACGGUACUGAUCCUCAAAGUCAGCCAUUCCCUAAUAUGACGAAAGGCAACAUGGGUAAGAGUCACUUAGCCGAUAAAUUAGGCGUCAAAGCUUUAACUCACCCAAGCGGAAUGAUUGAUGCUGAAACUGGAAAGCUGGCCAUCAAAUUUUCUGCUAAAAAGAAUCUUGAACUCGUUUGUGAGUUGCAUUGCCAUGAUGCUGGUGCAACAAAGCAGUGUUCAGCGAUGACCCGAGAUGAAAAAGGAGAAUGGAUUUUCGAUUUGGAUCUGCCUCAAUCAGGGGAAUACUCACUAAAUGUGUUUGCCCGAGAAAAGAAGGAUGCAAGCAGAAUUUAUGACGUCCAUACAUAUCUUAUCAAAUCUGCUGGUUAUGGUGAACAAUUCAAAGGUAAAGCAGACGACAAUUCUGAAGAUGGUGAUCAAGCAGAAACCAUAGCAACAGAGACUGUGGAUACAUCUGAUAAAGUAGUCAUGAUUCCAGUACCUCCAGAUUGUGAGAAAGCCGUUGCUGCUGUUCAUAGAAAGAAUGCCAACGAUCCACCGGGCACCGAUCAAAUUAAGUUCAUUAAACAAGAUGACUCAUCUAUGGUGAAGGUUGAUCUUCCGGAUUAUGGGGAGUAUGUAUUGAAUUUAUAUAAUGUAGAGAAAGGCGGCAAUGUGAAAAACGUCGCUAAAUACCAGAUUAACAGGAAACCGGCAGGAGAGUUGUAUGAUGACAAUAUUAAUUAUAUCAUGGAUAAUGUAAUGGGUGAUGGAUCACAGGUGACCAGCGCCGAUUCUACACCAUCUCCUGAACUCGAUAAGAUUGAUCCCAAGAAAUCUGAAGAGGAAAGACGCAAAGCAGCAAGAAAACAAGUUCAGAAAGCUAUUGAUUUGAAAGACGUACGACAAUUACAAGUAGCCUUAGCCCGAUAUGAUGCAUUACAAACCAACAAAGAUGACGAAAUGUUGAAAAAGGCACAGAAAGUACUUCAAGUUUUGAAAGCUAAGUCAGAAUUAACGGAAGCUUGUCAAAAGAGAAAGCUUCCAGCACUAGAAGAAGCUCUGAGGAAUGCCAAAGCCGCCAAUUUUGAUAGAAGUUUAGACCUUCCAAUCGCCAUAGCAACCAGAUUAAGAGAUCGUAUAGCUAAAAUGGAGAAAUUACGUCAUGAAGUUUUAUCUAUGGAACAGAAAACUAUAUCGGAGAUAAAAUCUUACUCAAAGCCACCUGACGGCAUCCAUCCAACUUUAACCGCUACCUUCUUAUUACUGGGAGUCCAAAUGAAAGAACUGAAGGAAUGGAAAUCGGUCAUUGUAUUAAUGGGGAAAACUGGCAAAGAUUCUUUCAUGAGACAAAUUUCAUACUUUGACCCAAAGUCAGUUAGUCCAAAAACAGCAGCUCGCGCAAAAAAAGUUCUUAACAAAUUCACCAGAGAUCAGGUUAGACAAAGCAGUGCGGGCGCAGCAACUUUUUAUAUAUGGGUUACUGGUAUGAUAGAGGAAAUUGAAUCUCAUGGUGGAACUGAGGCUCAAAGUGAUUCCAACAGACUACGACUAUAAAAUGGUGGUUGAAUGGCAACACAUUCAGCAAUAGACCUACCUUAAUAGCAUCUGUCAAAUAUCUACGUGUUAUAUAUACAUAGUAAUUGAGAAUUGAGAAUACAUUUAUAUUAUGAAUAAAUACAUUAGAAAUUGCAAAAAAUAAACUAUAAAAUUAUAAGCUCAUGGUUGAACCCGGUCUCAAAUACGAUGUUGUGGAAUGGUGAACAUAUCGUGCUUCACAAACCGCAUCUGCUAAUACAUGACCCGGAGUAGUGAGAAAUAAUUAAGUAUCUUUAGACUGUUUUUUCUGUUAAAAUGAUUUUAUCAAUCUGUUACAGUAGAUAAUUGUUGUUUUAUUUUGUAUAUGUAUAUAGACAAAAAUAUUAUUAGUCUUAUAUAAACUGUUUGUGACUU